CCCUCUAUCCAGCAACGCGAGAAAGCAGUAGACUCCUGUCCUCUCCUGCACAUCAUAGCCGCCCGCGAGACGACAGCGCCACCGGGCUUUGGCUCGGCUCAGACCCUCGUCGACCUCGUCACGGGCGCGAUUUCGGGCGCGGGCACCACCACCAUCACGGCCGAAGCCAUUGACUACCCGGCCGCGGGCGGCGAAGGGUACGCGGGCAGCGUGACGGUGGGCGUGGCGGCCGUGGUGCGGCAGACGGCUGAGUUCGCUGCGCGGUGUCCCCGUAGUGCUAUCAUCAUGCAUGGUUACUCGCAGGGCGCGCAAAUCAUCGAUGAUGCCUUUUGCGGCGGACCGGAUUUCCCGAGCCUGAACUCGUCGGUGCCGCUCGUCACGCUCGCCGUCGCCCGUAACGUCCUCGCCAUAGUGCUCAUGGGCAAUCCCAGGCACGUGCCGGGGCUGGUGUUCAAUGCUGGAAAUGCUACCGCUGGAGGGUUCGCCGCUCGACCGAGGGACUUCCGCUGUCCGGUGUUUGAGGACAGGAUCCAAGCCUACUGUGACGAUCCGGACCCGUUUUGUUCCAACAGCACCGACGAUGCCACCCACGAGAGCUACGGGCAAGUGUAUGGGAAGCAGGCGCUGGGGUUUGUGAUUAGUAGACUG
Molecule: messenger RNA, 648 nt
Organism: Canariomyces notabilis
Lineage: Eukaryota; Fungi; Ascomycota; Sordariomycetes; Sordariales; Chaetomiaceae
Product: carbohydrate esterase family 5 protein
Exons: 3
Molecular function (GO): hydrolase activity
Source: RefSeq, a predicted model, not a curated record